AUGCCUAUGCCCAUAGUCAUCAGGUGGAUAUUGUUAUUGUUGUGGGGCUCGCCUGGUACCCUGGCCUGCCCCCAACCCUGUGUCUGCCAAGCCCUGGGAACCUUUGGACUACUGGUGAACUGUAGCAGCAUGGGGCUGACCACGGUGCCCACCCUGCCCAGAAACACCCGACAACUCUACCUACAGAACAACAACCUGACCUCCAUCCCUGCUGGUACCUUUGACCACCUGAACUACAUCUACAGAAUUAACAUGACCAGAAACCCCUGGCACUGUGACUGUAGGAUCUUAUACCUUAAACUCUGGCUGGAGGACCACUCCUGGGACACCCUGAACUUGACCAAGUGUGCCAGCCCAGCCAUCACAGCCACCCUGUCCCUUGGCCAGCUAACUGGCAAUGAGCUAGAAGGCUGCGGACCGCUGCUUGAACCUGAGUACCACAUCUUCUUCUGGUUGGACCUGGCUCUGAUUGUGCUGACAGUCUUAAGCAUCAUACUCCUAGGUGCUCUCCUGUGGAUAGCCAAGAAGACAAUUUACUGGGUUAACCUCUACCAGUAUACCCUAGAGUCUCAACAAUGGCUCGAGAGCAGCCUAAGACAUCGAAAAUCCAAGUAACCAGGACCCUGGACCCUGACCUUGGGACUUCACCAGCCAUUCUGCUUCAAGAUAUUUCUCCUAUAGUCGCAACACAAACUCCCUCAACAGUCCAAAUCAGGGGUCGGCAACGUAUGGCUCUCGAGCCAUAUCCGGCUCCACCUCCCAACCGGCCAGUCCGGGCAGAGCCCCAGGAUGUGCCCCAGGGGGUCCUUCAGCCCCCCACCCACAUUCCAGCGCCUUCCACCUCCAUCCUCCUCCUUCCGCGGGCGUUUAUGGCUCUCAUGGCGAAAAAGGUUGCCGACCGUUGGUCCAAAUAAACAGG
Messenger RNA from Gracilinanus agilis (Agile Gracile Mouse Opossum), 919 nucleotides. It is a transcript of the gene GP9, whose product is annotated as glycoprotein IX platelet. The coding region runs from base 1 to 615 and encodes 204 amino acids. NCBI's taxonomy places the organism in Eukaryota, Metazoa, Chordata, Mammalia, Didelphimorphia, Didelphidae. The transcript has a single exon. The record is from RefSeq and is a predicted model, not a curated record.